AUGUUGUCAUUGAAGAAGGUUGGAGUGAAACAAGAAGAAUCGAUUUCCUCUUCCAUCGGGAAGAACAGCGACGGAGAAGAUUCCGGUGAGAAAGAGGUGCAGAGCACUUACAACAAGGAUGGGACAGUGCUGGACACUAUGGAAGCGUUGGAAGAGGUUCUUCCAGUGUGGAGAGGUAUUUCGAGGUUCUACAAUGGCAAAUCAAAGUCCUUCAAUAACUUGUCAGAUGCUGUUUCUUCCAACAUUAGAGACCUUGUGAAGCCGGAGAAACCCUACAAUAGAAAACGCAAGAGACUUCUGGCUUUGGCUUUUCGUCGAACAGCUCGAAUGCGAACUCGUGAUCAGGAGGACUUCAGUAAUGCCAGGAACUCCUCGUCGUCAUCGCCACGGUUUCUUGAUGAUGAAACUCUUCCUUUGCUUCCACAACCAGGACAAAGCUGA
Molecule: messenger RNA, 441 nt
Organism: Telopea speciosissima
Lineage: Eukaryota; Viridiplantae; Streptophyta; Magnoliopsida; Proteales; Proteaceae
Exons: 1
Coding region: 1-441 (146 amino acids)
Source: RefSeq, a predicted model, not a curated record